This is a messenger RNA of Platichthys flesus (European flounder), 1210 nucleotides long. Its product is annotated as transmembrane protein 222-like. The coding region runs from base 46 to 597 and encodes 183 amino acids. NCBI's taxonomy places the organism in Eukaryota, Metazoa, Chordata, Actinopteri, Pleuronectiformes, Pleuronectidae. The transcript has 6 exons. The record is from RefSeq and is a predicted model, not a curated record.
GGCUGUACGUCACUGCAGUCAGCUGGUUUCAGUCCUGGGGCAGCGAUGGCGGAGACGGACGAUGUGGAGGUGAUGAUGAGCAACCACAGCGAUCUCCUCAAAAGCGACGGGAAAAGCAGCCGCUACCCGCACUGCAUAGUGUGGACGCCCAUCCCCAUCCUGUCGUGGGUGCUCCCCUUCAUCGGUCACAUGGGCAUUUGCACCUCCUCCGGAAUCAUACGGGAUUUCGCAGGUUCUUACUUUGUGUCGGAGGACAACAUGGGCUUUGGUAGACCAACAAAGUGCUGGAAGCUUGAUGUGGACAAAGUCUGUGGUAAUGGAGCUGCGGCGUGGGACAAAGCAGUGCUGGAUGCGUCUGAGGAAUACAAGUGUCGAACGCACAAUCUAUGCUCGGACAACUGCCAUUCCCACGUUGCUAUGGCCCUAAACCUCAUGCGCUACGACAACAGUACGUCUUGGAACAUGGUGAACCUGUGUGCGCUGUCCCUCAUCAAUGGGAAACAUGUGAGCUGGCAAGCGUUCCUCAAGACCUGGCUCCCCUUCCUCAUGCUGUGCGGAGUCCUGGCCACCUUCAUCCUGACGUUCAACCUCCAGUGAUGGAGCGAGCGGCGCGAUAGGAUGACUCGCAGACUUUGGUUAAACUUGUCAUUGAUGUGACUAAUGUGCGUCGAAGGGAUAUUUGUUAUUGAAGGACUUCACUGUCUGUAAUGAUCUUGUCUGUUAGAGGGGGAUUGAGGGAAGAGCUGGUUGUUAAUCAUUUUGGAGACAGAAAAUGAUUAUUUAUUUAUUGAUUAAAAAUAGUCUCCGUAACUCAUUUUCACAUCGUGGGUUCAUGUUUUUGUGGAUUCUAUCUAGAGGAUUACUAAGGAAUGAUUCCUCUGUAGUGGAGUAAUGCUCCCGAGUUCAGCCGAUGUUUUAUUUCUUUCAUGGAUGGAGAUGAUGAAUGCGUUUCCAGUCCGGCUAAUGUACAUUUCAGUGAUGAAUGGCCACAAAACGAACCAUGAAAUCUUAACGCAGAAAUGUGUUCAUCAAUUAUUUGUCCAGGAGAUAUGAGUUACUCCCAAAGAUAGAAUGAUGUAGGAAACAUGUGAAAAAUAGUGAUACUGAAAAUGUCCCUUCUCCUCCCUCUAAGAUUUCUUCUUACGUAUAAAAAAACAGAUGUGUACUUGGUUUUCAAUUGAACCAUGCAUCCUGGUGCUGGAAAUCUGCA